Molecule: messenger RNA, 3442 nt
Organism: Pocillopora damicornis (cauliflower coral)
Lineage: Eukaryota; Metazoa; Cnidaria; Anthozoa; Scleractinia; Pocilloporidae
Product: tRNA (34-2'-O)-methyltransferase regulator WDR6
Biological process (GO): tRNA methylation
Cellular component (GO): cytoplasm
Molecular function (GO): protein binding
Source: RefSeq, a predicted model, not a curated record
GCUCUCCUGGACUUGAAGUUUUUUCGGUGUCCAAUUCAAAAACAACGACGAGUUGCAUUCCGAUGCGAUUUAUAAAUGGAUAGAAGGGUGGAAUAUUUUUUCCUUUUAAAUUGACGUCUAACUUGAAUAAUGGCAAUAGCUAGCAACUGGACGUGGGAAAAGAAGUAUUUGACUUCCCCGGUCACGAGUUUAGAGUUUGUUGGUUCUGACUUGGUUCUUUCAGGAAAUGGACCAUUGCUUGGUGUGUAUUCCGCAGCAAAGGGAGUUUUAUUAAUUGAAAAAUGUCUAUUGCAAGGCUCAAGGAUACAUGGAAUAAGAGGUGAAAAGACCUUUGGUAACUUGGUGCUUAUAUUUGGACAAAAGGUCAUAAGGGUUAUCAAAUUACAAGAGAAUCCCUCCAAUUCAAGUGUAAGAGUUGAGGCUGCAUCAGAUAUUGUAGCUUUUCCUGAUCUGAUCUGGGUUGCUCACUGGCUGUACCAGGACAAGGUACCAAAACUAGUGGCUAUUGCAACUGCACACAAUGCUGUAUGGUGCUGGGAUUGGAAAAAUGAUGUUAAACAAUUGGUUUCCCAAUGUGAAGAGCCAUGUAUACUAUAUUCUGCAUGUUUCUUUGGAUCUGAUUUAGAAAAUUUGAUCAUUGCAUCUGGCACAGUUUUUAAUCAAGUCCUUCUUUGGAGAGUGCAAGGAAAGAAAGACGGAAAUAACCGAACACUGAUUCUGCAGAGGCUUACAGGUCACUCUGGAGUUAUUUUUGCCAUAAACUUUAACAAACAAGGAACACUUUUGAGUUCUGUUUCGGAUGACAGGAGCAUACGACUAUGGAAAAUAACAAACUUAUCAACACUUGAAUCAAAUGGCUGUGUGGAACCUUUGCUUGUCGUUUAUGGGCAUUCUGCACGAGUCUGGAAUGCAAAAUUGUUGGAGAUGUGUUUUGUUAGUAUUGGAGAGGACUUGGUAUGCAACGUGUGGAGCUAUGAUGGAAGCAUUGUGAAGUCCUAUAAAGGUCAUACAGGUCGCAACAUCUGGAGUCUUGCUGUCAACCAAAAUGAAAAUCUCAUAGCCACAGGUGGUGGAGAUGGAAGCAUCAGGCUGUGGCCAUUAUCAAGUCCUGAUCAUAACAGCAAUGCCAUUUUGAGAGAAGCUCGUCUACCCUCCAUAGAAGCUACAGCUAACAAUCAAAUGAACACAAGGAAAACCAAAAAGGAGGAUUAUCCAAGAUUUGUGAGCUUGUUGGACCAGUUUAACUUGUUGAUCAUGACAAAUGAAGGGUCUACAAAGGCCUCGACUGGGUGGAGCGACUGCUAUUCAUGGACAAUGGAGAUCUUCUCAUUGCAGGCUUCCAUGCUGCAUAUUUUGUAUUAUGGAGUGUACAGCACAAUGAGCUCUUGUGGAGAGUGAUGUGUGGUGGAGCACACAGAGUCUGGGACCUAUUCCUUCAACAGUCGGAUUCAUCUGUUUGUGGAGGAGUGCUGGCGUUUAUCAAAGACUCCACUAUUUACACGCACAAGAUGACCUUCCCGUGUGAGCUGAAAAAAGCGAUGUUGAAGUCAGGUUUUCAUGGACGAGAAGUAACAUGUAUUUGCCAUGUAGAUUCCAUUGUGGGGCAACAAGGUGAUAUCAGCGACGUAUUUGUAACAGGGAGCGAAGAUACCAACAUCCAGCUGAUGAUUUGUAUCCAGUUUUUUAACACUGACCGUUCCACUGGUAUGACCUCGUCAAUUUUCACUGCCCAUGGCCAUAUAUCUAGUGUCCGUGCCUUGUGCGCCACCAAAUCCCCAAGGCCAAACAUACAGCCAAAGGAACAGAUAAACGGUCACCCCACAAAUGAUAGGACUUGUCAUCUUCUCUUUUCUGGCGGGGGACGUGCCUCACUCAAAUGCUGGCGCGUGGAUCUGUCACGCGUCAAUGACAGUCGCCGGGGGAAUAAGAUGACGUCUUCACCUAUGGUUUUUCUCGGAGAAUGUUCGUUUCGCUUCAGUAAUCACCGGCGGAGACGAAGGAAACACGAUUCUCAGUCCUUUUCAGAGAUUAGGUUUAUGUCUUUGACGUCAUUGAGUGCUGCAAAUUUGAAGGACAGCUGUCAGUCGUUGUAUUUUGUCUUGGCAGCGUGCUCAGAUGGGUUUGUCAGAAUUUUUAGCUUUGAUGAGCGACGAAACAGGUUUUCACUUCUGGCUCAGUCCCUAUACCUGAAACGCUGUGUGCUGACAAUCAGUCACGUGAUUGAUUUUUGUACGAGCGGUAGUCCGCUAGUUAUGAUGUUUGCGGGAGACACAGCUGGAAAAAUUUCUUGUUGGGACAUCACUUCAUUGUUAUGUAACCACAUUAGGGAACAUUGUGACUUGACGAAUGUGGAGGACUCUAUAAUGACAAAUACAAUGAAUUCAGAAAAGGAAACGCGCACUGCAGGGGACUCAUUAGUGGAAAACAAACUAGAAACUGUCGAUAAUAAUGAAGGUGAAAAGCAGGUUUUAGACGGGCAUGUCUCUGUAGAAAAGAAUGAUACAUCCCAACCUAGAAUGGCUGCUUUGAGCUUAGAAAGUUGUGUGACGACGGACAUUUACGUUUCAUCACGCGGCAGUUGGAAAGAAGGAGUAUUGGAGGAUUGCGUGACUGAUUGUAACGUAUCUGAAAGCGUGACAGUUGCUAACAAACAGCAGACUGAAGAAACAAACGUAAUCGUUGACACCGGUCCUUCAGCACAGAACCAAGAUUCAGUCAACUUUGGACAAGAGGUUUUGCAUGAAGCUAUCUCAAAUGAUCUCAUUUCUAUCGGAAGUGAGAUGCCUGGUCAAAUUAGUGUAACUGAUCAAAAUGGUGAAGAGUUGAAUGCCACAUUAGUGGGCCAAAGUGACUUCUCGUGUCUUCCUCUCGUGCCAGUCUUCCUCGGUCUUCCUACCCACGUGUUUCACGCGCACCAAUCCGGUGUAAAUGCAAUCUCGCUCGUGAAAAAUGACGUUUCAGGACAGUACUUACUGGUCAGUGGUGGGGAUGAUGCUGCACUCUACGCUGCAGAGUUCAACUUGAAGCAAAACAAGAAUGACGUCACCAAGGUUCACGUGACCCGUGAAGUGUCUGAACCGUCCGCUCAUACGUCAUCAGUGACAGGUGUUAAGGCUUUGAAGGAUGGAUUUGCGAUCUCGUCAUCUGUAGAUCAGAGAAUCGUUCUGUGGGAGAUCGUAGAUACAGGGCAGGGUUCUUCAGUUUUCCAUCAGCGCGCCUCCGAAAUCAUGGACGUUGCCGAUGUCCAGGACUUGGAAGUCUGGGGCGAAAGGGAUGGCCUCCUAGUCGCUGCAGUUUGCGGAGUUGGCUUGCAGACGUUUGAUCUUGUCGGACGCGGCUGAAGCUUGCCAUUUCUUCACCUAUUUCGAAUUAUUUUAGUAGCCCAAACUUAAAUUUUUACUUAAAUUGGCAAACUAGACCUAAUAAAAUUCAACUGAAUGAA